AUGGGAAUUAAACAUUUGUACCAAGUAAUACAGGAGAAUGCUCCCGAUGCAGUCAAAGCGGGUGAAAUAAAAAAUCAUUUCGGCCGGAAGGUUGCAAUUGAUGCCUCCAUGAGCAUCUACAGUUUUCUCGUCGCCGUCCGCUCAGAUGGCCAACAGCUUAUGAGCGAAACCGGUGAGACAACUUCACAUCUUAUGGGCAUGUUCUACCGCACACUCCGCAUCGUUGAGAAUGGUAUUAAGCCUGUUUAUGUAUUCGACGGUGCCCCUCCAAAACUCAAGUCGGGAGAACUGGCUAAACGAUUUAUGCGCAAGUCCGAGGCCGCAGAAGCACAUGAGGAGGCAAAGGAAGUUGGCACUGCAGAAGAUGUGGAAAAAUUCUCGAGACGAACGGUUAGAGUAACGCGCGAACAUAAUGAGGAAUGUAAAAAGUUAUUGAAGCUUAUGGGUGUACCCUACAUCAACGCCCCAACUGAGGCGGAGGCGCAAUGUGCUGUGCUUGCAAGAGCAGGAAAGGUUUAUGCGGCGGCGUCAGAGGAUAUGGAUACACUGUGCUUUGAUUCACCAAUCUUGCUACGACAUCUGACGUUCAGUGAGCAACGGAAGGAACCAAUUCUAGAAAUACAUCUGGAUCGCGUCCUAGAGGGUUUGGAUAUGGAUCGGAAGCAGUUCGUCGACCUCUGCAUUCUCCUUGGCUGUGACUACCUUGAUCCCAUUCCCAAAGUAGGCCCCAAUACCGCCCUAAAAUUAAUCCGUGACCACGGCUCCUUGGAAAAGGUCGUAGAGGCCAUCCAAUCCGAUCCGAAGAAAAAAUAUACCAUCCCCGAAGACUGGCCAUAUAAAGAUGCUCGAGAACUCUUCUUUGACCCGGAUGUCCGCAAAGCAGACCACCCCGACUGCAAUUUUAAGUGGGAGGCGCCUGAUGUCGAAGGAUUGGUGAAAUUCCUCGUUGAAGAGAAAGCAUUUAGCGAGGAUCGAGUACGAAACGGCGCGGCGCGGCUUCAGAAAAACUUAAAAACAGCGCAGCAAUCUCGGCUGGAAGGGUUUUUCAAGCCGAUUGCGAAGACUGAACAGGAAAAAGCUACUCUGAAGCGCAAGCAUGAAGAAAAGCUGGAGUUGCAGAAAAAGAAAAAGAAAGAGGAGGCAAAGGCCAAAAAGGAGGCGAAGUCCAAACCCAGAGGAGCUGUGUGA
Blastomyces dermatitidis ER-3 is the source of this 1188-nucleotide messenger RNA. Its product is annotated as flap endonuclease 1. The transcript has 5 exons. Lineage: Eukaryota; Fungi; Ascomycota; Eurotiomycetes; Onygenales; Ajellomycetaceae. Bases 1 to 1188 code for a protein of 395 amino acids. Gene Ontology annotation, cellular component: nucleus; cytoplasm. Gene Ontology annotation, molecular function: 5'-flap endonuclease activity; 5'-3' exonuclease activity; DNA binding. The record is from RefSeq and is a predicted model, not a curated record.